This is a messenger RNA of Empidonax traillii (willow flycatcher), 1338 nucleotides long. It is a transcript of the gene MAT2A, whose product is annotated as methionine adenosyltransferase 2A. Gene Ontology annotation, cellular component: cytosol; methionine adenosyltransferase complex. Gene Ontology annotation, biological process: S-adenosylmethionine biosynthetic process. Gene Ontology annotation, molecular function: methionine adenosyltransferase activity; ATP binding. The coding region runs from base 54 to 1337 and encodes 427 amino acids. The transcript has 9 exons. NCBI's taxonomy places the organism in Eukaryota, Metazoa, Chordata, Aves, Passeriformes, Tyrannidae. The record is from RefSeq and is a predicted model, not a curated record.
CAUUGGUUGGACCGGCCGGCGGGGCGGGGCGAGAGCGCUUACAAAUAGGGGCGAUGCGGCGGGCGCCGCGCUCAGUCCGCCGCGGCCGUGCCCGGUUCCCGUCGCUCCUGCGCUCCCCUCGCCGCCGCUCGUCGCCCUCCGCCACCACCAUGAACGGACAGCUGAACGGUUUCCAUGAGGUGUUCAUCGAGGAGGGCACCUUCCUCUUCACCUCCGAGUCCGUGGGCGAGGGGCACCCAGAUAAAAUCUGUGACCAGAUCAGUGACGCCGUCCUGGAUGCCCACCUCAAGCAGGACCCCGAUGCCAAGGUGGCCUGUGAGACGGUGGCCAAGACCGGGAUGAUCCUGCUGGCGGGGGAGAUCACCUCCCGGGCCAAUGUGGACUACCAGAAGGUGGUCCGGGACACCAUCCGGCACAUCGGCUACGACGACUCCUCCAAAGGCUUUGACUACAAGACGUGCAAUGUGCUGGUGGCCCUGGAGCAGCAGUCGCCUGACAUCGCCCAGGGAGUGCACCUGGACCGCAGUGAGGAGGACAUUGGUGCUGGGGACCAGGGGCUGAUGUUCGGCUACGCCACGGACGAGACGGAGGAGUGCAUGCCCCUGACCAUCGUGCUGGCACACAAGCUCAACGCCAAACUGGCCGAGCUGCGCCGCAGCGGAGCCCUGCCCUGGCUGCGCCCUGACUCCAAGACACAGGUGACGGUGCAGUACAUGCAGGACCGCGGGGCUGUGAUCCCCAUCCGGGUGCACACCAUCGUGAUCUCGGUGCAGCACGACGAGGACGUGUGCCUGGACGAGAUGCGCGACGCGCUCAAGGAGAAGGUCAUCAAGGCCGUGGUGCCCCCCAAGUACCUGGAUGACGACACCAUCUACCACCUGCAGCCCAGCGGGCGCUUCGUCAUCGGCGGGCCCCAGGGCGACGCGGGGCUGACGGGCCGUAAGAUCAUCGUGGACACGUACGGGGGCUGGGGGGCCCACGGCGGCGGCGCCUUCUCGGGCAAGGACUACACCAAGGUGGAUCGCUCGGCCGCCUACGCCGCACGCUGGGUGGCCAAGUCCCUGGUGAAGGCCGGGCUGUGCCGCAGGGUGCUGGUCCAGGUCUCAUACGCCAUCGGGGUCUCGCACCCCUUGUCCAUCUCCAUCUUCCACUACGGCACCUCCCAGAAGAGCGAGCGGGAGCUGCUGGAGAUCGUCAAGAAGAACUUUGACCUGCGGCCCGGGGUCAUCGUCAGGGAUCUGGAUCUGAAGAAGCCCCUCUAUCAGAGGACUGCAGCCUAUGGCCACUUUGGUAGGGACAGUUUCCCUUGGGAAGUGCCCAAAAAACUAAAAUACUGAG